AUGGAAUGUAUGGUUGCUACCUGGUAUAUGAUAGCUCCUUUUAUCAUGUUCUCCGAGUAUGAAACGAAUAGUAGUGUAGUACUGGAGCGUGAAUUAACCAGCAUCACGAAAGCGGAUGAACUACUGCAGCACAUCACGGAGGGUUCGCUGGAAAAGGUUGAGGAAUUCGAACAGCAGAUCCGCGAUCUGCACCGUAACUACGAGAGACAGCUGAGCGAGAUGCACGAUACCAACAUGAAGCUGGAGGCACGCUACGAUACGCUGCUGCUGGAAAACAGGAUGCUCCAGGACGACUACGACAUGCUGGAAGAGGAAAACCACUUGUUUUACAAAGAAGUAGACACACUCUGGGAGAUUCUGGAGUCGCGCGACUUAGAGCUGCAGAAGAAGACCGACGAGAUCAAGCUGAUGAAGGACGGUUUGAAAGAGCUUGUUAUCGUGGGCCGGGACUUGAAGGAGCAAGUGAAGUAUCUAAAGGCGCAGGCAGAAGAGGACAUGCUGCGCUACGUAGAGGAAGGCCGCAACACUAUCCGCGAGAUCGACCAGGCGAAGCAGGAAAAUGCUCGCUUGUUGGCCACAUUGGCGGAGCAGCAUGCCAUCGUGCCAGCUCAGACUACCAGGUGGUAA
Messenger RNA from Anopheles nili, 627 nucleotides. RefSeq lists its product as uncharacterized. The record is from RefSeq and is a predicted model, not a curated record. Bases 1 to 627 code for a protein of 208 amino acids. Lineage: Eukaryota; Metazoa; Arthropoda; Insecta; Diptera; Culicidae. The transcript is spliced from 2 exons.